Messenger RNA from Dujonia railenensis, 930 nucleotides. The record is from the annotation of a GenBank genome assembly. Lineage: Eukaryota; Fungi; Ascomycota; Pichiomycetes; Serinales; Debaryomycetaceae.
AUGGCUCUCCAGGAUAGGUUGUAUGACUUUGUGAAUUUUUUCCAUGUCGAAGGGAGAAUUAACAGAUAUACUUUAGGGUUAGAUAAAUAUCCACGUUUUAGUUUCUUCCUUCAAUGGAGGAUUGCAGAUCUAUUAUUUUUAUUGGUGUUAUUUAUCUCAUUUUUUGCUACCAAUAAGUUGCAGCCCUUUCAAAGACAAUUCAAUAUUAAUGAUUUGACGAUUCUGCACCCAUUCGCAGAGCAUGAAAGAGUCACAGACUCGCAAUUAUUUUUCUAUGCUAGCUGGGUACCAAUCUCAGUGGUAGGUGUGAUUGGAUUGCUCAUUACUAAACCAAAGAAUAAAAUCUAUUUCACGUACAUUUCUCUCAUUGGAUUGUGUAUUUCUAUUUUACUCACUAGCUCUGUUACAAAUAUCUUGAAAAAUAGUAUCGGUAGAUUGAGGCCAGAUUUCUUAGCCAGAUGUAUCCCCAAGAAGGGAACUCCAAUAGAUGUCAUGGUAUUUGCCAAGGAUGUCUGUACAACAACAAACACGUCGUUAUUGUUGGAUGGUUUUAGAACUACACCUUCAGGACACUCGAGUUUGAGUUUUGCUGGUUUAGGCUAUCUCUCAUUGUGGCUUAGUGGACAAUUUGUAGUUGCAAAUCAUUCUGUGGGCUCAUGGAGGAGUGUAGUUAGUGCCAUACCUGCAUUUGGAGCAGCUUUGAUUGCACUUAGUAGGACAGAAGAUUACAGACACCAUUUUAUUGAUGUCCUCAUAGGAAGUGUUCUUGGUAUUUUAAUCUCGUGGUGGAGUUACAGACGGUACUUCCCCUCGAUAACUGAUGAAAAGAGCUAUGUACCCUACUUAAUCCAAGACGGUGAGAGGGAAGAUGAGGAAAAUCAUUUCUACGAUAGGUUAGAGAGACAACAGGGGCAACAAGAGGAUGUGUAG